Molecule: messenger RNA, 2757 nt
Organism: Rotaria socialis
Lineage: Eukaryota; Metazoa; Rotifera; Eurotatoria; Philodinida; Philodinidae
Source: the annotation of a GenBank genome assembly
AUGUUUACUAAUAGUAGUAACAACAAUCGUUCCACUACGGGUCCUGGUAGUGGAUACGAGUUUAGUGUUAAUGAUGUAUGUGAUCGAUUAGAAAAAGAAUUUACACAUAUGCAAGGUGAACGAGCACAAUUACGCAUGGAAUGUGAAAAAUUGACUGCAGAAAAAAAUGAAGUACAACGACAAUAUUGCCUUUAUUAUGAAAUGGCAUAUCGUUUAUCCUAUGAAAUGCAUAAACAAUCAGAAAUAACAAAGCGUCUCAUCGCAUUAUUACAUCAAAUCAUUCCUUAUUUAACACCUGAACAGCAAGCACAUGCAUUACCUGCACUUGAAAGAGCUAAACAAGUUUCAAUAAACGAUCUUAACAGUGUGAUUCAACAACAGUUUCAUGCACAAGCAACAGCUGUUGCUCUUGCAGCAACUUCAAAUUCGUCACCAACUGGUUCUGGACUACCACCGAUGCCAGGCGGAAUUCCUGGCUUAUCUGCUGGUCUUGGUACAGCACCUCAUCUUCAAUUACCCGGUCCACCAGGUCUUCCAGGUGCUGGUGCUGGUCUUCCACCAGGCAUGCUUAAUUAUACAUCAGUAUUAAGCAGUUUAGCUUCUCAAUAUGCACCAGGUAUGAAGGAAGAAAGUGUUUCAUCAAUGUCAAAAGAAAAUGCAUCAUCACCACGAGCUAACAAUAGUGAUUUAGCAUUAGGAACUAAAGGUGGUACAAGUAGUAGUCGAUCGUCAACAAAUGGAAAGUCGUCUAAACACCGACCAUCAAGCAAUAGUAGUAAUAUGCCUAAACCAAUGAAACCAUCAACAACAGAAAGUGAUGGUGAACGAAGUGAAUCAGAUUUAGUUAUUGAUACAAGUGUUGGAAAUCCAAAACAUACCAAUGGCAAUAAUAGUUCUGGUAGUGGACUUCUUUUACCAAAUGGUAUCAAAUCAGAAAUUGGUGAUAAUACAACAGGUUCAAUGACAACCAAUGAAACCAUGUCAGGGACACCACCAGUAUCAACAGCUAAUGGUAGUAGUGGCGGAGGAUCAUCAAAAAAUCGGCGUGAUCGAAGUCCAAUGUCUGACAAAGAUAAUUCACAAAGAAAUAGUAUGUCAUCAUCUACUAUCAAAAAAGAACGAAAUACACCACAACCUAAUAAAUCGAUGACACCAACAACAGGAUCAAAUGUUGUAUCGCAAAAUGUUGGUGCUUCUCAAUUACAACCAGGUGGGCCACUAGGUCUACCAUCAGGACUUGCUGGACGUUUACCAACUGGCGCUCCGUUUGGUUUUAAUCCAAGUCCGUUUUCUUCACCUGAAGCAUUAGCAGCUGCUUUUGGUGCUCUUGGUCCACAUCAUGGAAAUCCAUUUGGCCCAUUUGGUCAUCCAUUUGCACCAGCUGAAGUUGCUCAAGCAAUGGCUAUGGCUGCUCAACAUCAACAUGCUCAACAAAUGGCCCAAGCACAAGCAGCUGCUGCUGCUCAAGUAGCAGCUGUUGCAGCAGCACAACGGCAGCAGCAACAUCACCACCAACAGCAACAACAACAACAACAGCAGCAGCAACAACAACAACAACAACAACAACAACAGCAGCAACAACAACAACAACAUGGGUCUAGUAAUCAUCAUCACUUGAUGAAUCAGGCUUAUUCAUUUUUUACUACAACUGAUGGCCAAGGAAAUCCAGUAACGACACCUGUUAAUAUGACGCCUGAAGCACUUACUGGUCCUAAUAUACCAACAUCAGCUCGUGAACUUGCUACAUUAAUGCAUGGUGAAGUUGUAUGUGCAGUUACUAUCAGUGAACAAUCAAAAAGGAUUUACACUGGUGGUAAAGGUUGUGUUAAAGUUUGGGAUCUCAAGCAAACGGGCACUGUUCGAACACCAUUAUCUUAUUUUAAAUGUCUUAAUGAUGAUAGUUAUAUACGUUUUUGUAAAUUACUUGCUGACGAUCGAACACUUGUUGUUGGUGGUGAAGCCAAUGUUAUAUCCAUAUGUGAUCUAUCAGCAGUUACUGGUGGCUCAGCUAGUAAUACUCGUUCAUCGACGCCUAAUUCGAAUGCAUCGUCACCAACGCCAUCUAAUCAACCGCCAUCAUCGACAUCGCCAAGAAUUAAAGGCGAAUUAAAAUUGAAUGCUCCAGCUUGUUAUGCACUUGCUAUUGGCCCAUCAGAUUCAAAACUUUGUUAUUGUUGCUGCUCGGAUGGUUCCAUAGCUAUUUAUGAUAUUCAUAAUCAGUCACUUGUUAAAUCUUUUGUUGGACAUACCGAUGGAACAUCAUGUAUUGAUAUAGCACCUGACGGUCGUACAAUGUGGACAGGUGGAUUAGAUAAUACAGUUCGAUGUUGGGAUCUCCGUAAUGAUUAUGCUCCACUACAAACAUAUGAAUUUGAUUCACAGAUUUUUACAUUGGGGUAUUGUCCGACAGGUGAAUGGCUUGCUGUUGGCAUGGAAUCAUCAACUGUAGAAUUGAUUAAUAUCUCAUCGGCAACGAGCAAUUCAACGAGCCCAUCAAUGAAAAAGAAUCACGAUAAAUAUACGCUUAGUUUACAUGAAAGUUGUGUGUUGGCACUUAAAUUUGCUCAUCAAGGUAAAUGGUUUAUAUCAGCUGGAAAAGAUAAUUAUAUUCAUUGUUGCCGUGCACCAACUGGUAUGCUUCUAUUUCAAUCAAAAGAAUCAUCAAGCGUUCUAUGUUGUGACAUUUCAGCUGACGAUAGAUAUAUUUUGACAGGUUCAGGCGAUAAAAAAGCCACACUUUAUGAAGUCACAUAUUGA